This is a messenger RNA of Nerophis ophidion (straightnose pipefish), 4440 nucleotides long. RefSeq names its product protein interacting with prkca 1 (gene pick1). Gene Ontology annotation, molecular function: phospholipid binding; protein kinase C binding; protein domain specific binding. Gene Ontology annotation, cellular component: neuron projection; synaptic vesicle; trans-Golgi network membrane. The record is from RefSeq and is a predicted model, not a curated record. The transcript is spliced from 13 exons. Gene Ontology annotation, biological process: positive regulation of receptor internalization; receptor clustering; regulation of Arp2/3 complex-mediated actin nucleation. The coding region runs from base 209 to 1438 and encodes 409 amino acids. NCBI's taxonomy places the organism in Eukaryota, Metazoa, Chordata, Actinopteri, Syngnathiformes, Syngnathidae.
CUUCCGCUAAGCACCGGAAAUGACGCCAGUGAGUAAACAGUACUCCUGUCAUUGAAAGAUAUUUAUGUUUUGAACCAAACGAAGAAUUCAAGGAGCGAGGUGUAGUAAAGUGCGUGUAACGGGGGAUGGUGCGUCGCUUGGCCUUCGAGCAGCUGCCGUUCUUCCCGAUAAAAGGUCUUCCCAGCACAAGGGUGCUAUAUUCACAGACAUGGAAUUUGAAUUGGAAGAGGAUAAAUUAGGGAUACCUACAGUACCUGGGACGGUCUGUCUGAAAAAAGACACAAACAACCUAAUUGGAAUCAGCAUUGGUGGCGGUGCUCAGUACUGUCCCUGUCUCUACAUUGUCCAGGUGUUUGACAACACGCCGGCAGCCUUGGAUAAGACGCUUGCAGCAGGUGAUGAAAUCACAGGCGUCAAUGGCAAACCAGUCAAGGGGAAGACAAAAGUGGAAGUGGCCAAGAUGAUUCAAGCUGUACAGUCCGAAGCAGUAAUCCACUACAACAAAUUGCAAGCAGACCCAAAACAGGGAAAGUCCCUUGAUAUAGUGCUGAAAAAAGUGAAACAUCGGCUGGUGGAAAAUUUGAGCUCUGGAACCGCAGACGCCCUGGGACUCAGUCGAGCUAUUUUAUGCAACGAUGGACUUGUUAAAAGACUGGAAGAAUUGGAGAAAACAGCAGAACUUUACAAAGGCCUGAUGGAGCACACCAAGCGCCUGCUCAGAGCCUUUUUUGAGCUCUCACAAACGCACAGAGCGUUUGGAGAUGUUUUUUCUGUCAUCGGAGUGCGAGAGCCCCAAACCGCUGCCAGCGAAGCCUUUGUGAAGUUUGCCAACGCUCAUCGCAACAUCGAGAAAUACGGCAUUCAGUUGCUGAAGACCAUCAAACCUAUGCUCCAUGAUUUGAACACCUACCUUCACAAGGCCAUACCCGACACCAAGCUCACCAUUCGCAAGUACCUGGAUGUGAAGUUUGAAUAUUUGUCGUACUGCCUAAAGGUGAAAGAAAUGGACGAUGAAGAAUACAGCAGCAUUGCCAUGGGAGAACCUCUGUAUCGCGUCUGCACUGGAAAUUAUGAGUACCGCCUGGUGCUGCGCUGUCGGCAGGAGGCGCGGGCGCGUUUCGCCAAGAUGAGGAAAGAUGUUCUGGAAAAGAUCGAGCUACUGGACCAGAAGCACGUCCAGGACAUAGUCUUCCAGCUCCAGCGCUUCGUGUCAGGCAUGUCUCGCUACUACGACGAGUGCUACGCCGUGCUGAAGGAGGCCGACGUGUUCCCCAUCGAGGUGGACCUCUCCCGCACCACCAUCAACUACAGCAGCCAGUCCUUGGCCUACAUGGACGAGGACGAGGGCGAGGACGGCGGGGGAGGAGCCGAGGAAGGAGGAAGCGGCGAAGGCGUCCAGGCAGAGAACGGAGGCGAAAAAUUGAUCGACGACGACUGAGUCACGUGACGUGUGUGUAGCGCCACCGCUCUCAUGUUUACUCUUAAAGUUCUCUGGGUGGGACGAUCAUGUUUGAAUGAAGACUACUGAAAUGCUGCUUUAGGACCUCUUAAUGUUUAUUUUACAAAUAUUUUUCCCCACCUAAUCAGGUUGAUGAUAAAUAACUGUGAUGGAAACGGCAAAUGUUUUUGCCCACGAAGUGCAUGUGAUUUGUGCCUUCUAAUUCUAAGUCAGGAGUGGGCUGUGGUUCUCAAACUUUGUUCACCAAGGAGCACCUCAGAACACACUUGGCUCUCCAAGCACCACCAUAUCGACCAACAGUAAAAUACGGUAGCAUAGAAGGCUUAAGCCUACUGAAAUUUGGUUUUCUUAUUUAAACAGGGAUAUCAGGUCCAUUCUAUGUGUUAUAAUUGAUCAUUUCGCGAUAUUGCCAUAUUUUUGCUGAAAGUAUUUAGUUGAGAACAUCGACGAAAAAGUUCGCAACUUUUGGUCGCUAAUAAAAAAGCCUUGCCUUUACCGGAAGUAACAGACGAUGUGCGCGUGACGUCACUGGUUGUAGAGCUCCUCACAUCCUCACAUUGUUUACAAUCAUGGCCACCAGCAGCAAGAGCGAUUCGAACCGAGAAAGCGACGAUUUCCCCAUUAAUUCGAGCGAAGAUGAAAGAUUCGUGGAUGAGGAAAGUGAGAGUGAAGGACUAGAAGAAAAAAAAAAAAGACUAUACAUUGGGAGCGAUUCAGAUGUUAGACAAAUUUACUAGGAUAAUUCUGGAAAAUCCCGUAUCUGCUUAUUGUGUUACUGGUGCUUUAGUGAGAUUAUAUGGUCGUACCUGUACGACCUGAAGGUCGGCCCCGCACCUUUCUUCAGCACCAGUCGACGGGUCGUGGCGAUGCCCAUCUCUGCCCUUCGCAAGGGACCCUCUUCGAAACACGAUCUUUCGAAAUGAUCACUGCAUAAUACACUAUACUUUGUGUGUGUGGUCCAAUCCAACCAUGUUCGCUUGACAUCUCUAUUCCAUAGUAAAGCUUGACUGUCAUCUUUGGGAAACGUAAACAAUGAAACACCAGCUGUGUUUGUGUUGCUAAAGCCGGCCGCAAUACACCGCUUCCCACCUACAGCUUUCUUCUUUGAUGUCUCCAUUGUUCAUUGAACAAAUUGCAAAAGAUUCAGCAACACAGAUGUCCAGAAUACUGCGGAAUUUCGCGAUGAAAACAGAUGACUUAAUAGCUGGGAACGAUGCUGGAACAAAAUGUCCUCUACAGUCCGUGACGUCACGCGCACUCAUCAUACCGAGACAUUUCAGCAGGAUAUUUCGGCGCGAAAUUUAAAAUUGCAAUUUAGUAAACUAACCCGGCCGUAUUGGCACGUGUUGCAAUGUUAAUAUUUCAUCAUUGAUAUAUAAACUAUCAGACUGCGUGGUCGUUAGUAGUGGCUUUCAGUAGGCCUUUAAGUAUUCGUCAAAAACAUGGCAAAGGUUUUAUUAAACAAGUAUAUGUAAUAUAUUUGGCUGCUGUAACAUCACACUUUGAACAGUAACACUGGGUUUGACUAUUUAAUGAAGGGAUUAUUUGGCGUACCACUGGACACAGUUUGAGAAUCACUGUGCUACAUGUUUGUUUGUUGGGACAGUGAGGGAUGGUGCUGCAGCUCUCACACUUCUUUCUGCUUGAAAUGCUUGCAGCUGCACGACAAAAGGGAGCUCUGCUAAAAAGAUUCACAACCAAAGUCUUUAUUAAUCCAGGCCAUUCCUUCGUGCGCUCACUUGAUCUGCAUAAACCAGGGGUGUCCAAACUUUUUGCACUGUGGGCCGCACACAGAAAAAUGAAAGCAUGUGGGGGCUAUUUUCAUAUUUUUCAUUUUCAAACUAUAACAAAAUAUAUGGAUUUUUUAAAAUGUAUUUUACCUUUAGGGGUCUCGGGGACCAUUAAGGGUCUCGGUCAUUAAAAUGUUAAAAAUAAGUCAAAUUAUUGUUAUUAUUAUUAUUAUUUAACGCUUACAGUAAAUCUCUAUAUCAACUUCAAGUUGAAAUUAAGUAAUACAAAAUGAUUAAAAAAAGGUUUUAUGGAUUUUCUGUCAAAAACAACUUCGUUUUUUAAUAGUAAAAAAAUUAAGUAAUUAGAGCCCUAAAAGAUCAAUAAUGCAGGACACAAUUGAUUUUAAUUCUGUAAUAUUUUUGGGUAAUCAAAGUGAAAAGCUAAAUAAAAAACCACUGAAUAUAUUUGGGAUCCAAAAGGUACCCCACUCAUUAAGUGAUGCAUUUUAAUUAGUCUUUUUAUUUACUUUCAACACUUAAGUUACGAGAUCAACUUCAGAUAUAUCUGUCGAUUUUACGUUCAAACUAUUAUUUUGUUUGUUUUAUGCGCUUUUGUCAAAGAAAACUUUGAUGUUUUUAUAUGACAACUACACAAUAUAUGCAAUAUUUAUCACAUAAAACUUUUUAAAGUGAAAUAUUUGAAGUAAUUGGAGCCUUGAAAAUAAUUCAUUAUAAUAUAGAUUUUUUUGUCCUUAUUUUUUUGGAGCAAUGGCAAAAAAAAAAAAGACAAAAGAAAAAAAAACAGCUUGCAUGGCAGCUUUGUCAACAUUGCAACUUUUUCUCCUUAGAUUUCACCUCAUUCCACUUUUUUUUAUUGUUUUAUUUUUUAAUUUUGCAAUAGCAUUUCCAGAAUGUGUGGCGGGCCGGUAAAGAAUUAGCUGCGGGCCGCAAAUGGCCCCCGGGCCGCACUUUGGACACCCCUGACUUAAACCAUGUUGGGAAAAGGCAAACACUACUUGUAAAUAGCAACAUUGAAGGGAACUACUGCUGAAUAUUUUAAAUUGUACCACUUUGUUAUUUAUUCUUUAUUUACACUUGCCAAAAAAUGCUUCUAUGAAAAUAUAUUUAUCUGUCGCUUAGAUGAUUCCUAUUCCAUCUUUUGGGAAAGAGGUAUAACAGGUAUCUUCUCCACUGAGUAUAUUUUGUCCAUGUACUGUAUACCAUUUCAUAAAUAAAUGGGUUGAAUUACAA